This is a messenger RNA of Symbiodinium necroappetens, 1014 nucleotides long. The record is from the annotation of a GenBank genome assembly. Lineage: Eukaryota; Dinophyceae; Suessiales; Symbiodiniaceae.
AUGGCGUUGUUUCGCAGAUUCGAUGUAAAUGGUAACGGCACGCUCGGAUUCGAUGAGCUGCGUGAGUUGUUGCUGAUCGUUGGGGUGCCGGCAGCCGACAUUCCGGGACUUUUUGGCAUCAUUGACACCAAUGCCGAUGGAAAUGUCGACUUCGACGAGUUUGUUCGAUGGAUGUGGAUGCAGCCCGUGGAUGCCAAGGAGAAGAUGGUGGGCAGCACUGCAGUUGCUCGACAGCUCUUGCAGGAAAUCGCCGACAGGCUGGAUGCGGACCAUGUACCAUAUGACACACUUUUCUCGAAUGCAGACGUGUCGAGAGAUGGCCUUCUUUCCCGUGACGAGCUGUCACGGAUUUUGUUGGCUUAUCUGCCCGACGUUACAUCAUCAGUGCUGACAGAGACGUUCAAUCUCUGCGAUAUGGACAACAGCGGAUGGAUUAACGUGCAAGAGUUUGUCGCAGCACUGCGCCGCGAGGCCAGCAGUUUCAAGGCCGCUGUGCCAUCCACGGUGGAUGUCGAAGUGUCAAUACCGCCUGGCUGGCGAUAUGGCAUGCAGUUGCCGGUGACAUACGAUGGUCACAUGUAUUAUGUGGAUGUGCCUGCAGGUUGUACAGUCCGACAGAUCAGCGACUUGACCGACUUGGAUGAGCCUGAGGAGGCUUCGAAUUCCCAGCCCUACGUCCAGCAGGAGAAGGAGCUGAACCCCGGUCCUGCCACCGGGGCCACUGUUGCCGCGGGCCCUGAAGGCCCUGAAGCCCGAGCUUGGGCUUCAAGCGGCGCAGGCGGCGCGCGCUGUCAGGGACAGACGUACUCCCAGGCUCUUACGUCGCCGUCGCUACAAGUGGUAGAUGCCAGGCCAUUGCAUCCAUUGCAGUGCGCUGAGGCGAUUUCGGUAGGUGGUCUCGACAUGCAGAGAAGUGAAGCAGUCGAGUUACAGUCUUGUGUCAUCAGCAGCUCGUGCUGUCCUUUCUUUGCUUUGAUUGGCUCAAAGACCUUGCCUUGGCUAAUGGCUUCGUGA